Molecule: messenger RNA, 1311 nt
Organism: Chironomus riparius
Lineage: Eukaryota; Metazoa; Arthropoda; Insecta; Diptera; Chironomidae
Source: the annotation of a GenBank genome assembly
AUGGAAAAACUGAAUGAAAAUGAUCAGACUCCCAAAUGGAGCAUAGAAGCGAAAGCAGCUUUUACUGAGUUUAGGAAGCGUCGUAGAACACUUCCCUCUCCGCCAUAUAUUAAUCACGAGAAAUCAAUUCCUAUUCCUAAGAAACAAAGAGGAAAUAUUUUUGGUAACUCGAUUAACAAUGCUAAUGGUCGUAGUAUAGCUAAUGAGUUUAAUGCAAUUAAUGAUGAAGCAAAUGUCGAAAAUUCAACAUUCUCUGAGCACUUUAUGAGUGUGGAUUUAGACUUGGACUCCGAGUUAGACAGAACUGAAGUUCUGUGUGACGAUGCGGAAAAAAACAUUGCACUAGUUCGUGAAAUGAUCAAUAAUAAAAACGAUCCUUAUGUUAUUCUUGAGAAACUAACUGAUGGUCUCUCAGAAUAUUAUAAGAACUCACGUGAAGCGCUGCAAAAAAUUAAUAGUGAUAAUGCAACCAGAAUUAAUCGCUUGAAUGGUCAAAUAGUGUCUUUGGAAAAUGACUUAUACAAAAAGAUUGAUGAGGUACAAGAAAAUAGUGAUGAGAAAAUUAAAGCAAUUGAAAUCUCGCAAAAAUGUACAAAGGAAAGCAAUACCUUGUGGAUUAGUUUUGUUGAUCCUGGUGAAGUGGAAAAACUAAGGUUAAAGAAUAGACCUGAUUUGAUUCGUGAGACGAAGAAUAUCUUAAAUCGAAUGAAUAUCUGGACUAAUAGCUCGAAUAGAAUGAUUUUGGACGUUAAUGUUCAAAAAGUUACAGUAAAGAUUGAUGGCGAAUAUAAAAAUGAGCUUAUUCUUGGCGCAAAAUUUAUGAACUCCUAUAUUGUUCGUGACUUGAAACGCCUUAUAAUGGAAUAUGUUAAGACACAAUAUUUGAACAAAAAUUAUGAUUCUGUGCGAUAUACUGUGCGUGAUAAUUGGAGCCAGGAAAUAUGGAAAAUCCUUCGUGUGUGUUAUGAUCUGGUUAAUUUUAAGCUAAUAGAUAAAGCUCAAGUAACUGACACUGGUGUACUGGUGGCUUAUGAUAAAAGGAAUGAUAAGAAUAAUUCUCAGGCUAAAGAUGACACUAUAAGAGUUUUGGUAAGGAAUGAAAAAGACCUUAAUGCUUUGAGAGUCAAUAUUAAUGAUGUCGCAUGCAAUAUAUCAACAUUCCAAUUUUACGACAGCAAUUAUUUCAAGAUGAACAAUUGUGGCAGGAAGUCACAUAAAGAUAAAUUUGCAUCAAGCAUGCCAAUGAAGCAAUUGAGUGCUGUUCAUGAGGAACCAGUUAAUCCAACAUCCAGUAAUACACCAUCAUGCUGA